Molecule: messenger RNA, 690 nt
Organism: Striga asiatica
Lineage: Eukaryota; Viridiplantae; Streptophyta; Magnoliopsida; Lamiales; Orobanchaceae
Source: the annotation of a GenBank genome assembly
AUGUCGAACAGCGGUGGAUCCUUAUCCGGGAUAGCCUCUUUUUUGUCGUUUGAAGGCCAUGCCGCUAGAAUUGCUACUCCUGGUGCUGCAAUAUCAGGCUACAAAAACCUCUCACUUUUAGUUAUUAAUACCAUAGCAAUGGGUGCAAUCCCGUAUUUGGAUGGGACUUGCCUCUGGUUGUUGUCCGUCAGGAUCAUCCCGAUCGCACCUUGGCUUUUCAACAUCUAUCCACGGAGCUACGUUAACGACAGUCUUCGGCGCGGGCCCACUGUUCCCCGCCGAGCACACAACUGCAAUCCCCUUCUCGACUGCGUGGAAGGCACCGAUAGCUAUAGGGUCGGAUACAAAGUUAGGCUCCCCAGGGGACGACCCCAGGGACAGGGACAGCACGUCGACUCCGUCCGCUAUAGCAUCGUCGAACCCCUUGAGAAUGGCGGACCCGAGACAACCGCCGCUAGCUGUGCACACGCGGUACAUGGCUAUCCUCGACUCGGUGGACCCGCCAAAAGCGGUCCCAUUGGCGAGGCCGUAGUAGGAAGCACCCGAGACGGGCCUUCCGGACGCGGUCGAGGCCACGUGGGUGCCGUGACCCACGUCGUCACGUGGGGUCCCCAUGGGAAUGGGAGUUCUUUUCGACGAGCUUGUGCCGGUGUAGUAUCUUGCACCGAUGAGUUUUCUGUUUUCGGGUAA